AUGGGCUUCGCGCUGAAGAGGCCUGAUGACGCCGUGGGCUCUGCUGCCCCGGCGAUCAUAAUUGGAUUGUUCGUUGCUUUCGGUGGUGUUCUCUUUGGAUAUGACACAGGUACCAUCAGUGGUAUCCUCGCCAUGAAGUUCUGGCGUGAGAUGUUCUCUACCGGCUACAUCAACGAGAAGGAUGGCCUUCUCGAUGUUACCUCCUCCCAGUCUUCCAUGAUCGUCUCCCUCCUCUCUGCUGGUACCUUCUUCGGUGCUCUCGGUGCCGCCCCUAUUGCCGACAAGUUCGGUCGUCGCAUGGGUAUGGUCCUGGAGACCGUCGUCUUCGUCUUCGGUGUCAUCCUCCAGGUCGCCGCCACCUCCAUCCCCCUCUUCGUUGCCGGUCGUUUCUUCGCUGGUCUCGGUGUCGGUCUCCUCUCCGCCACCAUCCCCCUCUACCAGUCUGAGACCGCACCCAAGUGGAUCCGUGGUACAAUCGUUGGUGCUUAUCAGCUGGCCAUUACCCUUGGUCUCCUCCUUGCUGCCAUCGUCAACAACUCCACCAAGGACCGCAUGGACACGGGCUGCUACCGCAUCCCCGUCGCAGUCCAGUUCGCUUGGGCCAUCAUCCUCGUCGUCGGCAUGCUCAUCCUCCCCGAGACCCCCCGCUUCCUCAUCAAGCAGGACCGCCACGAGGAAGCCAUCCGCGCCCUCGGCCGUCUCCGCCGCAUGGACGUCAACGACCCUGCCCUCGUCGCCGAGCUCGCUGAGAUUCAAGCCAACCACGAGUUCGAGCUCCGCCUCGGAAAGGCCUCUUACCUCGAAAUCGUCAAGGGCUCCCUCGGCAAGCGUCUCGCUACCGGCUGCGCCGUCCAGGCACUCCAGCAGCUCGCCGGUGUCAACUUCAUCUUUUACUAUGGCACCACCUUCUUCCAGAACUCGGGCAUCCAGAACUCCUUCGUCAUCACCCUCAUCACCAAUAUCAUCAACGUCGUCUCCACCUUCCCCGGUCUGUACAUGGUCGAGAAGUGGGGUCGUCGCCCUCUCCUGAUGUUCGGUGCUGUCGGCAUGUGUGUCUCGCAGCUCAUUGUCGCCAUCGUCGGCACAGCCACCAACUCCGAUGUCUCCAACAAGGUCCUCAUCGCCUUCGUCUGUGUUUACAUCUUCUUCUUCGCUAGCUCUUGGGGUCCUGUCGCUUGGGUCGUCACCGGUGAGCUGUACCCGCUCAAGGCCCGUGCCAAGUGUCUCUCCAUCACCACCGCCACUAACUGGCUCCUCAACUGGGCUAUUGCAUACGCCACCCCAUACAUGGUCAACAGUGGUCCUGGCAAUGCCAACCUUCAGUCCAAGGUCUUCUUCAUCUGGGGUGGCUUCUGUUUCAUCUGUGGUAUCUUUGUGUACACUUGCAUUUACGAGACUAAGGGUCUUUCCCUUGAGCAGGUUGAUGAGUUGUACGCCAAGGUCCCUGUUGCCUGGAAGUCGGUUGGCUUCGUUCCUUCCGUGAACUACACUGAUGUUCGCGAUGUUGCUGAUAACGUGAAGGGUGGUGACCUUGCUCAGCUUGAGAUUGAUGCUGGUGAGAAGCGUGCUGGUGAGCAUGCUACUCACCACGAGAGUGUCCCUGCUAAGACUGAUGUCUGA
This is a messenger RNA of Penicillium antarcticum, 1620 nucleotides long. RefSeq names its product sugar porter family MFS transporter. The transcript has 2 exons. Gene Ontology annotation, cellular component: membrane. Gene Ontology annotation, molecular function: carbohydrate:proton symporter activity. The record is from RefSeq and is a predicted model, not a curated record. The coding region runs from base 1 to 1620 and encodes 539 amino acids. Gene Ontology annotation, biological process: transmembrane transport; carbohydrate transport. Lineage: Eukaryota; Fungi; Ascomycota; Eurotiomycetes; Eurotiales; Aspergillaceae.